CCCGGCUCGACAGCUUCAAACUGAUGAGAGAUGAAGGGAAAGCUGAGGGCGGGGAGGGGCGUGGGAGUCCAGAAAGAGAGGGGAGUAGAGGAAUCGUUUUAGUGAAAAAUCCUACCCUUCCAAACCCUAGAAUCCCUAAUCCCUCUAUCUUCUUUGCCUCCAGAAAUUAUUGUCAGCGCUUUCUUUCCGAUUCGUUUUCAUAUUCUACUGUUUUGUAGUUAGAAUUAAAACUGGUAGAAUAAAACUUUCACAAAAAGGGACUAUUUUUUCCACUUAUUUUCCCUUCUUCCGGCUUUUGGAUUCCUUGUUUUCGUUUUAGUAGAUCUGAAUUGCUUGUAGAAGUUUGAUUCUGGAAUCGGUUCUAGGGUUCCUUGUUACCCCCCUCCACAUCGAAAACUUUAUGCUUCUUUCUGUUAUUGUGCUUUUGAAUGCUGUUUUUGCAUCUUGAUAUUUUCCUGGAUUGAAGGAUUUGUAGUUGUAAGAGAAGUGUGAUGGAAAGGUUUGUGGCUUUUGAGCGCGAGAGCGAGGUUUCCGAUAAUACUCCGCGUGAUGGAGAGUUGGAUGGCGGUGCAGGUGAUGCUAGGUUUGAUGCUUCUCAGUAUGAGUUUUUUGGUAAGAGUGCUAUCAAUGAAAUAGAGCUUGGGGGCCUAGAAGAUGAUGCUGAUGAAUCUGGAUCUGUUGGAGAUCAUGAAAGAGAUUUUGUAUUUCCAACUCAUCAAAAUAGACAAGAGGCUGAAGCCUUUGGUUAUUCCUCUGAAAUCGAUGAUCUUUCAAGCAGUUUCCUGGAGUUGAACAGAGCUGUUGCACAAACAACUAGUUCAGCAGCUAUAGGUGGUAGAGGAUCGCUCUCUAGAGAAAGUUCUGCUGCUACAGAUAGGGUUAGGGAUUUGGGCCUGUCCAGCUGGCCAGAUCAGAAUGUUUUAGAUGCUGAUAAUGUCCAGGAUGGUAAACGGUGGUGGUCACAUCCAUAUCCCUCUCCUUCUCGCCAUGCAGAAUCCAAACCGUUGUACAGAACGACAUCAUUCCCUUACGAACAGCAACCACAGCAGAAAGUGUUCCCUCUAUCUGGUGAACAGUUACCACGGCUAAAUUCGAUUGAUCAAGUUCCCCUUCCCAAGUUACCUUUUACUUCCUACCCUCCACCUGGUGAAUUAUCUCAGGGUUCCCGAAUUCUCGAUAUGGACAUUUUAACACAAAGUACUGGAAUCCAGCCACCUUUCUCUGCACAGAAUGUCUUCCCUUUCUCUGGUCCUCAACCUCUACCUGAUAUGUAUCAUGGGAUGAACUAUGGUGGAAGCAUCACUCAAUUUGUCUCUCCAGGCUUGUCUAUUAGUAAUCAGGAAGAAAACAAUUUUAUGAGACAAUCUAGUAUAAUUUCUGGUGACCGCAAUAAUCUAUUUCCUGGUUUAUUUCAGCAGAAUUUAUCUCAUCCAAAUGGCCUAAUGACAUCGCAGCAACCUAGAUUUCAGAAUGUCCAGCCUUCUCUAUCACAUUACCCACAAUUAUCCCCUCAACUAUUUGGCUCACAUCCUUCACCCCACAUGCGUGAAACAAUGCUUGGAAUGGCUGAGUUGAGAGAACAAGGAUUGAUAAUGGGGCAAAGGGGAAGGCAAAACGUACGAUUUUCUAAUCAACCUUUGGAUAUAGGGAACCAAAGGAGCAACGCAUGGCCUCAAUUCCGAUCCAAGCACAUGACAUCUGAAGAGAUUGAAAGCAUUCUGAGAGUUCAGCAUGCCGCAACACAUAGUAGUGAUCCCUACUCUGAUGAUUAUUAUCAUCAAGCCUGUCUAGCAAAGAGAAGCUCUGGAUCAAAGUUGAGGCGCCACUUCUGUCCAAAUUCCAUUAGGGAGUUGCCUUCAAGAUCCCGAGCUAACAGUGAGCCACAUGCUUAUCUUCAGGUGGAUGCUCUUGGGAGGAUUCCCUUCUCUUCAAUUCACCGGCCUCGUCCGCUGCUGGAUGUGGACUCACCAUCUACAGCUGCUGCAGGAAGCAGCUCCGAGCAGAAAUGUUCUGUGAAACCUCUUGAGCAAGAGCCAAUGUUGGCUGCUAGAAUCACCAUUGAGGAUGGUCUUUGCCUUCUUCUUGAUGUAGAUGAUAUUGAUCGGUUCCUGCAGUUCAAUCCACCGCAUGAUGGAGACUCCCAGCUAAAAGGGAGACGGGAGGCUCUCCUGGAAGGGCUUGCAGCAUCUCUUCAGCUAGUUGAUCCGCUUGAUCCAAGUAAAGCUGGCCAGUCUGUUGGAAUAGCUCCCAAAGAUGAUUUUGUCUUUCUCCACAUAGUCUCUCUCCCAAAGGGUCGUAAGCUUUUGUCACGCUAUCUUCUGCUGCUUUAUCCUGGCAGUGAGCUUACUCGGAUUGUUUGCAUGGCCAUUUUUCGUCACCUCAGGUAUUUAUUUGGUGGUUUGUCCUCUGACGCUGGGGCAGCUGAAACCACAUCGACUCUUGCUAGAACCGUAUCUGUUUGUGUUUCUGGAAUGGAUUUGAGCACACUUAGUGCAUGUUUAGCUGCUGUUGUCUGUUCUUCAGAACAACCUCCUCUCCGUCCACUUGGAAGCGCAGCUGGUGAUGGAGCCUCGAUGGUUAUAAGGUCUGUAGUUGAGAGAGCUACAGAACUCUUGAAGGAUCAUCAUGGUACAAGCACCUAUAGCACUCAUAGUCGAGCUCUGUGGCAGGAAUCGUUCAAUGCUUUCUUCGGUCUUCUCUUGAAGUAUUGCUUGAGCAAGUAUGAAAGUAUAGCGCAGUCAUUACCACUCUUGAACUCACAGGAUUCUUCCAUGACUGGAUCAGAGGCAACCCUUGCAAUUCGCAAGGAGAUGCCAGUUGAAUUGUUGCGAGCUAGUCUUCCCCAUACUGAUGAACAUCAACGAAAGCUUUUACUGGAAUUGGCUAAGCGAUCCAUGCCAUCUGCUGGAUAGUUCUGAGUACAGCAAGUCAUGAUUUUUUUAUUUCCUUGUCAAUGCAGUAGGUUCUCUGCCUUCUCAUCGGAUGGUUACCGCAUUCAAGCUGGAUAAACUCUUGGAUGAUUUUGUUGUUCCUCCUAAUAGCUUUUUUUUAAAAAAAAUUCCCUACUCUUUAAAGAACCUGUAAUAAUGGCGUACUGUAGCACCCCUAGAAAGCUAGAAUAUGAAUGAUGCCUGGAAGGUUUCCUCGAAGGCGCUUAAUUUUUGUGCUCCUUGUUGGAACUCUGGGAAGUAGUAGUAGGGAUAAGAAUGUACAGGUCUUGUUACUGGACCGUCCGGUCACCAAUUCAAAUGCGCCACGUCACCCGAACACAUUGGCCCCAGGUGUAUCUGAGUGAUGUGGCGUAUUUGAAUUGGUGUCCGGAUGAAUCCAGACACCGGACAUAAUAAUUUUCCCUUGUUUUGGGUGGUUUAGCUCUUCUUAUUGGGAUUCGAGAUGGUGAGAUCAUCUAUGGUGGGGGGUUUGUUUUCCACUUUUUGGCCCUCGUUUUUUUUUGCUGUAGCAUGUAAAAGACUGGAAGCUUAAAUAACCCUACUGAUAAAAGCCCCACUUGUAUGGCAUUAGCAAUUGUAAUUUUGCUCUGAACGAUUGUCUUAAGUGCUGUUCAUCCUUUUGUUUUAAUGGAUACACUUUAUAUAUC
This is a messenger RNA of Dendrobium catenatum, 3598 nucleotides long. Its product is annotated as protein PAT1 homolog. Gene Ontology annotation, cellular component: P-body. Gene Ontology annotation, molecular function: RNA binding. The coding region runs from base 492 to 2912 and encodes 806 amino acids. The record is from RefSeq and is a predicted model, not a curated record. NCBI's taxonomy places the organism in Eukaryota, Viridiplantae, Streptophyta, Magnoliopsida, Asparagales, Orchidaceae. The transcript is spliced from 5 exons. Gene Ontology annotation, biological process: P-body assembly; deadenylation-dependent decapping of nuclear-transcribed mRNA.